UUUCUGCUAUCUGUAGCAUUGCUGUAUGUUCCACCUGUGGCUUUGAGCCACUUCCUCCUUUUUGAGAAUGCUUCACAACCUGAGCUCACUUCUGAAUAUAUUACUGAAAGUGUCCUGCCCACUUUCUCAGCGUAUUAUAAUAGCAGACUCCCCCCGUGCUUCUUCCAGAGACGACAGUCUACCGAGAGUCUACCGAGUCUACCGAGAGAGCAACAUGGAACAGGGCAAUCCUCUUUGUGGGGGAGUUUCCCUCUGUCAUACACUGGUUGAUGAGAAGCACUGUUAUGAAGUGGAGAACGCUUUGACACAUUCCUCCAGUACCUUCAAGAAGGGAGACAAAAUCUCCAAGAUAAAUAAUAAGAAAACUCAGGACAUGCCCCCAAAGGAGUUCAUCAGGAUGCUAAGUUCAGAAUCUCCUAUGUUGACUAUACAUCAAGCCAUUGCUGACAAUGAAGAAGAUCACUGUCUAGAAGCCGACUCCAUCCGUGCUAUUGGAGAAGAAAAGAUCACACUGAGCUUCCAGCUGGAGAUGGUUAGAGAAGAGUGUCUGGAGGCAGAAGAAGAAAACAAAACUGAGCGCAUUUGGGAGAGUGAUGAAAUGGAAGACAAGGAAGACUUGGUCCUGGUGUCCAUGACAAAGACUAAUGUGGCAGUUGUAUGUGGAAGAGGCUGUGACCCUGAAAAUCCCUGCAGCAACUGCAACAUUAAUAAGUGCAACACCAGUGAGGUAGUCGUGACAGCAACGAAGAGUGAGGUUACAUCAGUUUCCAGCCAAUCCCUCAUGAUGAAAACCAAACUAGAUGUUGUGAUGUGCAGUUUGGUUAAAAUAUGGUCUUGCAAGAAUGUGCCUUUCUCAGAGGACAUCACUAUCUUCUACUACUGUUCUAAUAUCUUUGAAGAUCUGAGCAGAGGAUCUCCUGUUGUGCUGAACUUCACUGGCAGCACAAACUUCCUAAAAUGCACCUGCAAAGAUCAGAAAAUUGGCCUGACUAUCGAGUCCUUUGAUAAGGAAAAGCUGAGCAAUAUCUGUAAGGAUGACCCGGACGCGUGGCCUUUCGUCUUCUACAUGAAGACCGAGAGAAGCGAUUAUCGUGUCUUCGAGUCAGCCGCAUACCGUGGUUGGUUCAUCCGGACUGCAAAAUCCAUGACCGUGGGAAAUCGAACAUCGGAAACCCAGGAAAACUUCUGCUUCCUAGUCUAUUCCAAAAAUAAGUGAGGGCGUUUCUUUUGCAGUUUGGUCUGUUCAAGAGUGAGUGUAUUAUUUCACCAAUCCGAUAAAUCUGAGGCUCAUAGUCGAGUUGAAUAAUUUUGUAGAUGUGUUUUAAUGGAACUGGAUUUAGUCAUUUUGAGCUAGAAAAAUUAGUAGUUUAAAUCAUCAGCAGUAAUAAAUACUAUGGUCGUUGAAAUUAAACUUUGAUACUGAUCUGUCCAAGAAUACUUGUGAAUUUGAAUUAGCAUUUAGUAUAUUUAAAUCCGUGUUCAUUUCAUUAAUGAAAACUGUGACUAAAUAUUUGUUGACGACUAAUUUUCAUGCUAAAAAAAAAUAAUACUUGAAAACAAAAACUAUGAAAAAAUUAAUUAUAUUUUUCAUCAAUUAAGUAAAUGUCAAAGUCUGAGGGAAGAAAUUAAUUGUAAUAAAUUAUAUUUCUGUCCAGUGAUAAGGAAAUUUGGCCCCAGCGUUUACAAUUUGUGAGGUGGUGUGAUUUGCUGUUGAAGAUAUAAAAAAAAAAAAUUGUCAGAUUUAUAAAUUUAAAUUAAUUAGACUGAAAUAUUAAACAACUGAUAAAUAUAUUCAUAUUGAUCAAUCUGAAAUUUUAAAUCUGAAAAUCUUAAGUUGUUAUUUUGAAAUGUAUUUAAACAUAACAUUUCAUCACUGUACAAGUUCAAAACAAAAAAAAGCAUUGUUCAUUUUUUUAAAAGUUGAAUUUCAUAAAAGUAAUGUAUUAUUAUUAUUAUGCAUAAAGUAUUUAUGUCUGCUUUCUUUUAUUAAUAUACUAGACCUGUAGACAGCAGUGCCAGCUGAACGUUAGUCUGAAUGUUGCCUAGAUUAAACAUAAAUUGGCUUUAUUUUUAUUUUUUUUAGCUCCUAACUUUAACUUUAAUCUAAACAAGUUUUGUCAUUUUAAGAGAAAACCUGCAGGAAAACAAAAAAUCAGCAGUUUAUUAUAGUAUUGAGUUUACUGCAACAUGCUACAUCUUUUUGAUGAAAUUGACAACUCAAAGAAUGAGCAGUUUUUGGAUCAGAGGAAAAUAGCACGUUUUUCAGAGAUAGUUCAGAGUCGAUGUUCAUAUUGUAACUGCUAUUGCAGUAACUAGUAAGUUAUGUUAUGUAUCAUAGCAAUGUUUUUUUCAUUUUCCUUUCAAACAGUAUUAGUUAUUAUUUCAUUUCAGUGACCCUUUGUGUGUGUUCUUCUUUGCUGUUAAUUGUUAUGUUUUACAGUAAAAGACAACCUUGUACUUAAUGUUUGAUGUUUUGAUAUGCUGUUUUGAUACUACUGUAAUAAUAAUAUGAAUGUAUUGUUUAUUUUAAUUUAUCUAUAAUGCUGAGAAAUAUUACAUGUGCAUCUUUCUAUGCAAUCUAUCGACUAGUUUUUCUGUUUUUUUAUAAUACAUAAUAUAUGCAAUUC
Astyanax mexicanus (Mexican tetra) is the source of this 2627-nucleotide messenger RNA. It is a transcript of the gene il1fma, whose product is annotated as interleukin-1 family member A. The transcript has 7 exons. Gene Ontology annotation, biological process: cellular response to lipopolysaccharide; inflammatory response; macrophage chemotaxis. NCBI's taxonomy places the organism in Eukaryota, Metazoa, Chordata, Actinopteri, Characiformes, Acestrorhamphidae. Gene Ontology annotation, molecular function: cytokine activity. The record is from RefSeq and is a predicted model, not a curated record. The coding region runs from base 68 to 1216 and encodes 382 amino acids.